AUGUUAAUAAACUUUUCAAAAUUUAUUGAAACAACAAUUAAAGCUGUGACGUUACGCACCGUGAAAGCACCAGUACCGCCACCGAUUAUAAUAAGACAUAAGAGACGUCUUCCACCUAUAAAUGAUAAUUGUUUGCUUUUAACCGCGUUGAAAACUUAUGGAAAUUAUAAUACCUCUGAUAAAUCCCAUCAUACAUUUACUCGCCUUGCGUUUCUUGGUGAUAGUAUCUUGGCGUAUACUGUCGCGGAUCACUUGCACGAAAAAUUCCCGUCAUAUAGCAACGGUAAAUUGUCCUUAUAUCGAUCGAUGCUCGUAAGCUCUAAUCAACUUUCAAAAUUUGCAUGUCAAUGGGGUUUGGAUAAAAUCGCAAACGUUGAUUUGACACUUGCAAAAAAAAAUCAUCGAAUCUUGGGUGAAGCUCUCGAGGCAUAUAUUGGUGCUUAUUAUUUGGAUUGUUGUCAAGUGAAUGGUAAGAACGGCGCUCAUAUGAAGAAACUGCACCAAGCCGCAAUCAAAGUUAUUAUUAAGGAAAUCAAAGCUGCUAAAGAUGUAAAUGACGCGCAAGACACCAAGAAAACAAAGUCUAAGAAAGAAAAAUUGAUUCCUGAAGCUGCUAAUAAUCAAUCCAAUCCAGUUUCUUUAAAAGUUGAAACUCCAAUCUCGAAAGCUGCCGACACUACAAAACAACAAAUUCCCAUUACAUCAAAGGAUACACAAGAACAUACUCAGCAACAAGUAAAGGUGAUAAAAAAAGCUAAAAAGAAACAACCGGAAUCGAAAACUAAAAACACAUUGACCUUUAAUGUAAAGAAAGAACAAAACAUUAAAAACCUUUCACAAGACCUAGUAGCUAAAGAUAUAUCGAAGGAGAUAGAAUCUAAACAUCAAAUGCUCAAAGAAUUAAAACGCCGGGUUAGUUUCUUAAUGAUAUAG
Funneliformis mosseae is the source of this 933-nucleotide messenger RNA. Lineage: Eukaryota; Fungi; Glomeromycota; Glomeromycetes; Glomerales; Glomeraceae. The record is from the annotation of a GenBank genome assembly.